CUUGGCUAUGAUGGCAACCACCUUGCGGAGGCUCAUAGGCGGAGGAGGCGGAGGAGGCGGGGGAGGGGGAGGUGCAAGCGGAGGGGCAGCAGGUGCGGAAAUCGGCGCGGGGGGCAGUAACGGCAGCGGAAGCAACCAGGCAAUUACCAGCAGCAUGAGCGCCGGCGCUAUUCUGGGUGGUUAUUUCUUAAACGAAGGUGACAAUAACGAGGGAGGAGGAGCAGUUGCAGCAGGAGGGGCCUUAGCUUCUAGCUCCUCCUUCCGCCAUGGCUUGGCGAUCGGAGGCAAUAGGAGCAUCGGGGUUAGCGCCAGUAGCGGCACGACGGGCGGGGGUGGGGGUAGCAUCUCGGCCGUUGGAUCUGGAGGCAUGGCUGGUGUGGGGCAUGUGGGUAGUAGCUCGAGUGCAGACCUUGCGGGGGCUAGCACUGGGCUGGGUAACGGCAGCUCUGCUGCUAGUACUGCUGCUGCUGCUGCUGGUGGUGAUGCUGCUAUUGGUGGUAAUCUAAGUCUAGGAGGCAGCAGAAGCGCCAGGAGUUUAAGAGCCAGCAGCAGUAGCAGUAGCAUGGAGGAUCAGGCAGGGCCUAGCGGCAGCGGUGGUGGUAACAGUAGCAUCAGCAGUGGUAACCACCGCUCGUUUUCGUUCAAUCUCGCGUCACUGCCCAUUUCCGGCAGUGGCAACAGCAGCAGCAGCGGCGGCGGCCUCAGCGGCAGCAGUAGCAGCGGCUUUGCACGGGCCACGGGAGGCCCCUCGUUAGUAUCACCGCGCGUGUUGUCACACUCCGGAGGUGGGUUGCCCCUGGCGUCCCCAUCCCUCUCUCUCUCCUCGUCUCUCUCCCUCUUCUCCCACCCACGGCGCCACUCUCCUCACUCUUCUGCGCCCUCUUCGUCCGCUGCUGCUGCUGCCAGCAGCAGCACCAGCAGCCACAGUGGUGGCAGCAGCAGCAGUAGUAGUAACAACACCAGCAGCCGUGUUGGCAGUGGUGGGGGUGGCGCUGGUGGCAGUGGUGUUGGUGGGAGCAAUGUUCGCGGGGGGUCGAGAGCAGCAGCAGCAUCAGCAGCAGCAGGAGCAGUAGCAGCAGGAGGGGGGCAGCAGUCGUUGCUGCGGCAGCCGCUGCAGUAUCAAAUACGGCGGGAGGCACAGCAGGGACAAGCAGCACUGCCGACGGUAGGUCCUCGUCUCAGUAGCAGCAGGAGGAGCAGCAGGGGGGCAGCAGUCGUUGCUGCGGCAGCCGCUGCAGUACCCAAUACGCCGGGACAAGCAGCAACAACAGUAGCAGCUAUCCCUGCUGCAACCAACCCCGCUACAGGCGCUGCUACAGGCACUACUCCAUCCGAGCAGCAGCAACAGCAACAGCAGCAGCAACAACAGCAGCAGCAACAGCAGCAGCAACAGCAGCAGCAGCAGCAGCAACAGCAACAGCAGCAGCAACAGCAGCAGCAGCAGCAGCAGCAGCAACAGCAGCAGCAGCAGCAACAGCAGCAGCAGCAGCAGCAGCAGCAGCAACAGCAGCAGCAACAGCAGCAGCAGCAGCAACAGCAGCAGCAGCAGCAACAGCAGCAGCAGCAGCAGCAGCAGCAGCAGCAGCAGCAGCAGCAGCAACAGCAGCAGCAACAGCAGCAGCAACAGCAGCAGCAGCAGCAACAGCAGCAGCAGCAGCAGCAGGUUCAGCGGGGGAAGCAGGGGCAACAGCGGCAAGAUUGGGAGCAGCAGUGGCAGCGUCUUCAGCAGCAGCAGCAGAGGGGGUGAGGAACGGAGGAGGGAAGGUGGGUGGCCUUAGCAGGCAGGUCCAGCCACAAGGGUAAUCCAGAGGAUUGGCGUUGCAGAUUGGAGCAGCAGCAGGGGGGCAUAUUUUGAGCUGAAUCUCAAAAUACACAGCGCAGGGUGGUGCAGCAGACAGGCAUUGCAGAUUGCAGGAGCAGCAGGGAGGGGGGUGCGGGAGUGGAGGAGGGCUGGUGGCUCUAGUCGGAAGCGCCACCGCAAGGAUACUGCAGGCUGGGCCGCCGGGGGGUUGUUUAAAUUUGAAACGUUUCAAAACGCAACGCAAGGAUACUGCAGCGUGGGUGGGGAUACUGCGAAAGCGUCACUGCGGGGAUGCUGCAGGCUGGGUGGCCAGGGGGUGGUUUGGUUUUGAGACGUCUCAAAAAGCACGGAUACCGGGGGCUGGGCGGCCGGGGGGUGGUUUAGAGGUGCUGCAGAUUGCAGGAUCAGUCUCCCUCUCUAUUUCUCUCACUCACUCACUCACUCGCAAAAUCUCUCCUUCCAUGCCUGUUUCCCCUCACUCACUCUCUCACUCUCCCUCACUCACUCUCUCACUCUCCCCCACUCACUCUCUCACUCUCCCUCACCCUCUCAACUUCUUUCCUCCCUUGCUCCAGCACCAACACACUUGUCACCAGCCACUCUCUCACUCCCAUUCCCUUCCCACCCCAGUUCUCCACACCCACUCUUUCCUCCACCCUUUUCUCAAAUAACUCCCAUAUGGAGCCGGCAUCCCCUCCCCUCCCCUCUGGUGGGUGGUGGGGCUGCAGCAGCUGAAGCCCCACCAGCUGUAGGAGCAGAAAUGUUGGGCUGGCGGAGCAGGCAGGGCUGAAGCCUCAGUUAUAGCAGGCAGAGCUGCCAGGAGUGGGAGUCCAUGCGAAGGCAGCCAAACCAAGACAGCAUAGGGUGUCUCCAAGAGUCUGGUCUGGUUCUCUGGUGGGCGAUUUUUUAGAUGACUCAGAAAUCACACAUGGGUGUCCAUCCAAAGACGACAGUGUGGGGUAGUGCUAAGGGUUUGGUGCUCUGGUGGAAAACGGCUGUGGCUUUGUUCCUCGAGCGUUAUGCUUGUGCAUGUUUAGUCGUGCUUUUUGUUCAUUUUCUAGGGUUUCUCGCUUAAGGAUUCCACUCUGAAUGGUUUUUCGAAUUACCGGUACUGCAUGUGGAUAGGCCCUCACCUGUCUAGCGCGAAGCCAUGUGUUUCAAU
Messenger RNA from Closterium sp. NIES-67, 2963 nucleotides. NCBI's taxonomy places the organism in Eukaryota, Viridiplantae, Streptophyta, Zygnematophyceae, Desmidiales, Closteriaceae. The record is from the annotation of a GenBank genome assembly.